AUGAAAUUAUUAUUAUUAUUAUUUUUAAAAUAUAUAAUUUUGACAAAAUUAUUAAUUUUACAAGCAACAACAACAAUAUCCAAUACUAAUAACUAUUAUUGGAAUUUGAAAAAAUCCACAAAACUGAUGAAAGAACGUCAAUGUGUAUUUCCGUCAGUUUAUAAACGUAAAGCAAUUUAUGCAUGUCAACAUAUGGAUCUAUCUGCACCGAAUGAACACAUUCCUAUUGAACACAUUGAACAACCACAAGAACAUCGACAGACAUUAAAAUCAAAAUGGUGGUGUCCUCUGACUGAUAAUUUUGAUCAUUAUCCUGAAUGGCAAUUAUGUCCAGAGACUGCCUCGACAUAUGCUGGAAAUCAACCAGGUAAAUCAUGUCAUUUUCCAUUUAUAUAUCAGAAACGUUUAUAUUCAACAUGUAUACGUCAUGUUGGUGAAUUGAAUUUUGAACAUAUCAAUGAUACUAUACCAAUUGAUAAUGGUAAAACUGGUUAUUGGUGGUGUGCAACUACUGGGGAUUUUGAUUUUGAUGGUUUAUGGACAAAAUGUCGACCACAAUUACCAUAUCAAUUACCAUGUUAUUUUAAACAAAAAUCUACAACAAUUAUUGGCGGUUUAAUUAAAUCUAGUGAUUAUGAAUGUCAACCAUUUGUUGGUCAUUGGAUAUGUCAUACAGAGUUGAAUCAGCUACGUGAAUGUCCACAAACAACUACACAGAAUGUUAAUAGUAAUACUGAUAAUAAUAAUAAUCAGAUUAAAACUGAAGGUGGCAAUGAUCCUGGUUUUCCAUGUCAUUUCCCAUUUCAAGCAACUUUAUCCAAUCCGAAGAAACCACAAAAUUUUACACAAUGUCUACCUGGUAUUACCAAUCUGGAUAAUAGAUCACAAAAUUCCCAAUAUUUAUUAAAAAUUUAUCCAACAUGGAUUGGUUAUUGGUGUGCAACUACCGAGAAUUUUGAUCGUGAUCAAUUAUGGACACGAUGUAAUUUGAAUAUGUUGCCAAAAACGCAUUUCUAUGCAAAUAAACAAACAUUUUCAUUAGCAGAAAUUUGGACCAGAUUAAAUUGGUUACCAAUGUUGUCGAAUAAAGAAAUUGCGGAAUUUUCAAAUAGACAUUUUCUUGUUCAUGAAAAUUCAUUUCAACAAUCAUUUCAUUUCAUUGAAUAUUUACGUACAUCAUGGGAAUUUUUUAUGCGAACAAGUUCACCACCUUAUCAUCAUCAUCAUAAUAAUAAUAAUCAACCUGAGAAGAUCACUUCCAAUCAAAAUAACUUAGAAUUAACAUGGUGGCUAUGGUUGACACCAUUUUGGUGGUUCACUACUACAACAACUUACAAACAAUUGAAUCAUACUGAUCCGAUCGAUAAACUAUUUUCUACCCGAUCAAUACCAACAUUCACCGAUUACAACGCACAACCGAAUCCGCUGAUUCAUGGUUUACAGUUGCCGGCAUGGUUAGAUGAUUGGAGUGAAUCAGCAUGGGAUGAUUAUGCGAUGAAUAUGAAAACACGAUGGCGUUUCUUAUUAACACAUAUUUAUUAUAAAUGGUUACAAUCAUGGUUAACAGCAUUUUCAAUUGGUUUUCUAGUUGGUAUCCUACUCAUUGUGAUUAUUUCAUCUUUGAUAUUGAUUUAUUUGAAAAAAUCACUGCGUAUACAAUUGGUGAACAAAUUAUUAUUACAAUCAAACUAUUCUUCUCAAUCAACCAUGUAUUAUCAUCAAUUGGAGAAAACUAGAAAUGGCGCGAAAUUCAGCAUCACUCCAAUUAGACCGUUAAAACAAAUUGGCCAGUUGAACAUUGAUCAAAAGUGUGCGAAUGUGUUGCAUUCCAAAGCAUUGUAUUCACAAACUGACUGCCUUGUCAAUAAUAAUAAUAAUAAUAGUAAUAAUAACAUUGAUAAUAACGAUCUGAUAAUCACAACACAUCCUGUCCAUGAUUUGGUGAAUUUAGAAGACAGUGAACAACAUUCCUUAGAUAAAUCAAUAAAACCAAAAAUCGAUACAUGUUGUUGUGAUUAUUUAUGCAAUAGUAAUAAUGAUAACAAUAGUAAUAAUGACAAUGAUGUGAACAAUACUACUGAUAUUUGUACCAUGAGUAGUAUUUUAAAUCAUGAUAAUAAUUAUCAUCAUUUUAGUGAAUCUAUUAAAUAUUUAUUAGAUGAAUUUAUUAUUCAACAUUCCAAUCUUAAUAUUACGAAUAAUAAUGAGGCUUAUUUUAAACAAAUUUAUCAUCUGUCUAGUAAUCUUUACAAAUAUUUACAUGCACAUGACUCUGAUGUAGAGGAUUUGACGAAAUGCUGUUGCAGUCUACAUGACAAUACUGACGAAUUAUGUCAUCAUGGACAAGUAUGCCGUUGUUGUUGUCAUCUUUGUCGUCGUCGUCAUCAUCAUCAUCAUCAUCAUCAUUGUACCGGCCUACAUCACUGCGCAUCGAAUCAUCAACGAUGUGAUUAUUGUGGUCAGAAACAGAAAUUCCCCAUAGACUAUCAUCCCAACUGUUAUGACUUGAAUUAUAUGACUACACAUGAAAGUGAGAUGAUGAUGAGUGAAAGAACUGAUCAGUUGGUUAUUGAACCAAGCGCUCCACCGCCAAGCUAUGAUCAGAUUGCACCGAUUUUGUAA
This is a messenger RNA of Schistosoma turkestanicum, 2622 nucleotides long. The record is from the annotation of a GenBank genome assembly. NCBI's taxonomy places the organism in Eukaryota, Metazoa, Platyhelminthes, Trematoda, Strigeidida, Schistosomatidae.